UAGUAUAUCAUCGAUGUAUCACACUGGCAGACAAACGACUCCGACGUUGAUCUUCUCCGAAGGUGUAGACUCCCAGGAAAAACUGCUUGCUUGGUGUUGGUGGUGGAACCCAUAUUUAAUUUCGGGGUCCUAAUUCUAACAUUUCCUCACACCACAAUAUAUUUGUCAGUUACCUUUAUUGAAGCAAUGGAGCAAAAUACUAAAAAAUUACUUACCAAGGGUUUAUUGCAGAGUGAAGAUUUGUGCCAGUAUAUCUUGGAGACGAGUGUUUACCCACGUGAACCAGAACCUCUCAAGGAGCUAAGGCAUGUCACUGCUGGCCACCCUCGUGCUAGGAUGGCUACUGCACCAGAUGCAGGUCAGUUGAUGGCCAUGCUAUUAAAGCUGGUGAAUGCAAAAAAGACUAUUGAAGUUGGCGUUUUCACAGGAUACUCUCUUCUCCUGACUGCUCUUACCAUUCCAGAGGAUGGCAAGAUCAUGGCUAUAGAUGUAAGUCGGGAGACAUUUGAAAUUGGAUUGCCUAUAAUUAAGAAAGCUGGUGUUGCAGAAAAAAUUGAUUUCAUCGAGUCUGAGGCUUUACCAGUUCUUGAUCAACUCUUGCAAAAUUCUGAGAACGAAGGGAGUUUCGACUUUGCUUUUGUUGAUGCAGACAAGGUUAAUUAUUGGAACUACCAUGAGAGGCUGAUGAAACUGAUAAAGGUGGGUGGGUUGGUUGUCUAUGAUAACACACUCUGGGCUGGAACAGUUGUAAUGCCUGAUGGGUUGGUUCCGGAGUUCAUGAAACCAGGCAAACAGUUGACAAUCGAGCUUAACAAAUUACUUGCAGCUGAUCCUCGUGUCCAGUUGUCACAUGCUUCCAUAGGUGACGGGAUCACGAUAUGCAGGCGUCUCUACUGAACAUCUUCUUGAAACCUCUCUGCAUUUUUACUUGUAUCAUAAACUAUUAUGAAGAACUGUUUGUGGUUGAGAAAUCAGAAGAAGCAGAGGCUGCUGCUAUAAAUCCCUGAUGAGCAUAGGGUUCAUUCUCAGGAUUUCACCACUUUUAAUCUUUAGGAUUACAUGUUCUCGUACGAAUUCAAAGUCAAGGAAGCUAUAUUUAUUUUUCAGGACCUGAAAUUAUCUGAACCAAUCCUUGCAACUGUCUUUUUUCUUUUUCUUUUCUUUUUGUGUUUAGGGACUAUGUAUUCUGAUUCACAAAGCAUGUAAUGCAAUCCUGCCACUGUGUUGAACAGUUUAAACGUAUUUUGUAUCAAUAAUAAUAGAAUUAUGCAGGUAGAAUUGAA
Molecule: messenger RNA, 1283 nt
Organism: Juglans regia (Persian walnut)
Lineage: Eukaryota; Viridiplantae; Streptophyta; Magnoliopsida; Fagales; Juglandaceae
Product: probable caffeoyl-CoA O-methyltransferase At4g26220
Exons: 6
Coding region: 187-897 (236 amino acids)
Molecular function (GO): O-methyltransferase activity; S-adenosylmethionine-dependent methyltransferase activity
Source: RefSeq, a predicted model, not a curated record